AUGCGCCAUGCACAAACUACCUCCCGAAGAGGAGGUGACUACUCUCGAUAUCGGGGUCGUCGUCGGGGAAAUACCGAGACGCAGACCCCGAGGUCCAGUGAGCAUAGUGAAACCACAGAAUUACAAUCGAAUGGCUUGCAGGCGGAGACGGUGGGCGUGGACAAUGAUGCCUUUUUCCGUGGGGGCGUCCGGAAUCCCUUAGAAGCUCUUCAAAUCCUUGCUCAGACAGCCGCCACCGCGGGGGAAGAUGUCAGCAUACCUUCGCCCGAGAGGACCCCUCCAAGAUCUGAUGACACAGAGCAUGAGGUGGUGAAGCCUGUGCCUCCUAAGCCUUACAACAAGGCUAAGGCAUCCAUAAUGGCCACAGAGAUCAUCAAGGAGGGAGUCAUCGACGUACACGACAUUGAACCCCUGGUACAGUACAGUCUAUUACACGCAGAAGACCCUGACCACCAAUGGGCUACCGAGAUUUUUCUCCUUACCUCCGUCCUUACAAUAGCUACUCAGAACAGGCCGGAUCAAAAGCACCUUCAUGACCGGAUCAGGGGGUAUAUCGACAAGCUAAUACUUCGUGUGACCCUUGGUGCUCGGAGCGUGCGACAUGUUGGCACUGUUGAAGGCUUGCUGCUCCUGGCCGAGUGGAUGCCACAUCUGAUGCUUUCCCAGGAUCAGCCUUACAGCAACAACUCUGAGCAGAGCAAUGCAUAUGACGAGGACUGCGUAGCAUGGAACCUGAUAGGCCUUGCAGUCAGACAGGCAUAUCUAUUACAUCUAGACACACAAUCCUUUCCUUUCGAGGUGGAAUCCGAGCCACGUAGUAUGCGCUGCCGGAGACGACUGGCGUGGAUAUUUACUUAUCUCGCCGACCGGCAAAUAUCAAUCCAAAUGGGCCAAGCAUUUUGGUCCCGCGGACCUAGUCUAUCAACCCGAUUCCGCACCCAAGAUUACCCAUCCCUCCAACCGGACGUCACUGGCGGUACGGAUUACGCCUCCUUCGUCCAGGCCCAAGUAGAACUAACAACUAUCUUCGGGAACACCCACGACAUUCUCUACGCAUUGAAGUCUCGCACAUUGCAGAUAAUGGUCGUUGGCGACUACUCCAAAUACCUCGAUGAUUCCUCCAAAGCAAUGGAGAUGUGGAAGGAAACCUGGUCGAACGUCGACAUUCCCCCGUCUCUGCACUGUCUCCUCAACCUCCAAUUUCGGUACCUACAACUCUACGUCAACGCAUUCGCAUUCCAGGCAGUUCUAUAUCGCUCCUCUAAAACCAUCACCAACACGAGCCAUGAAGACAACACACCAUUAUUCCCCGACAGCGUUAUGGCCAGUCCCGAUGCUCGCCACAUCUACGCAGCCAUCAGCGCGGCCAGAGAUUUACUCCAAGCAUUCGUGGAAGAGAUGACCCCAUCCGCCAUUGUGAAGUUUCUUCCUGUUCGCUAUUACCUCUACGAAAUCUACGCCUCCGUCUUCCUGUUCAAAGCCUACUCCGUCGGAGCCAUCCCUCCCGACGAAUCCCAAACAUACUUCAACCUCACCCGACAAUUCAUCUCCAUGCUAAAAGCCGCUGCUACAAGCCAAACGCAUAUCGCCCAUCGCUACGCAAAAUUACUAGGCCAUCUUUGGUGUCAUGGGAAAGUUACUCCCGAGUUGCACCAGGGUAGGGACAUCCAAGAGGACGAAUAUACUACUCUGCAGCAGUAUGCCGCUGGUGCGCCUGCGGAUUCUGACGAUUCACUCCAGCCAGUCAAUGUGGAUACUGAUUUGAUGGAUGUGUUUUCGGGUUCUUUGCCGCUGGAUCUAGGCCGCUCUUGGGAUUCUGAUUUUUAUGAUGAGACGCUAUUUUCCAGUUUGCCGUUCUUUCGUGGGUUUCGGGAUUUGGAAGGUGAUUAUGUUGCCUGAGGCGAGCUUUCUGGGUGUGCGAUGUACUAGUUCUAG
Messenger RNA from Aspergillus vadensis CBS 113365, 1935 nucleotides. Its product is annotated as fungal specific transcription factor domain-containing protein. Gene Ontology annotation, molecular function: DNA binding; zinc ion binding; DNA-binding transcription factor activity, RNA polymerase II-specific. NCBI's taxonomy places the organism in Eukaryota, Fungi, Ascomycota, Eurotiomycetes, Eurotiales, Aspergillaceae. Gene Ontology annotation, cellular component: nucleus. Gene Ontology annotation, biological process: DNA-templated transcription. The record is from RefSeq and is a predicted model, not a curated record. The coding region runs from base 1 to 1899 and encodes 632 amino acids. The transcript has 5 exons.